UUUGCAUGAAAAGAGAAAGCUCCUGACCUCUCCAUUUAAAUAGAAACACAUGCAUUAAACAUCUCCUGCACUGUGCAGGUUGCCAUAGUCCUCCAGCGAGGUCUUUUGCAGUGGCACCAUCCUGGCAGACUUUAUUGGUUCAUAUACUCUGCAGGAAACAAGGCUCUAUUUGUAGUCAGGUUGCACAUUUACAUGUCACCCUUAGAUACAGAGAUAGCAGGAUAUGCUGCUUGUUGACCUGGUGGAAACAUGAUGGAACACUUGCAAACAGUUCUGCGAGACAGUUAAAGCCACAUUCAACAUAUAGCCAUGUCAGUAUGUGUCACACACAGCUCUACAGGGGCGUCUGAAAAGGAAAUAAUUUUGUGAGUGACUUAAGCCAGCUGAGAGCACAGGAGAUCAGUUCAGUAGAGGAGUAAGUUUCAUAUCAAGGUAAGAGAUUUCAUUUACCAUUCAAAACUGCAUAGAAAAAACGUUCAAUUUUGAGAAAUGCACAUUUCAGUUCCGCAGAUGAAAACAACAGUAUGAUGUCUGUCUGUUGUUUUUAGAUUCACUGCAUUCACUGUUAAAAUAUAUUUUUCUUUACUACUUUUUCAAAGAAAGCUUGCCCCAGACUUUGGUUUUUACUGUAUUAUUACAGUAGCCUACUGUAUCAUUAAUCCACUUUGCGAAAUGAAUGAAGCAUCUCUUUUAACAUAGGGCACGUCAGGUAUGUGUAUUAUGUAAAAUAAUGAUGUGAAUCCCCAUUUCCACUGUAGCAUUGAUAAUCAGAUUUGUCUGGUGUAACAGCAGCGUGUCAUGGAAAAGGUCCAGAGUUAAUAUUUGUGACUCAGUGCCUCCAUAUUAGAGAGUGUAAGAGUAUCUCUGUUCCUCUGGCUGGUGUCCUCUUCACUCUCUGAUUGGGCGCGUCAUGGAGGUUUUCUACAUCAACUCCUCCAUGCUCUUCGUCUCUCACAGACCCCUCAACAACACCUACGGCGAGAAGACGGUGUACGAGCAGUGCAAAGAGCUGCCCGCUGUUCUUAUCUGGUACCUGUGCCUGCAGUUCAUCAACAUGUUCCUGGGCAUCCCGGCCAACAUCAUGGUGCUGUGGCUCAUCCACAAGAACAAGGGCGACUCCUCCACCUCAGACAUCUUCAUCCUUCAUCUGGCAGUUUUGGACGUUCUCUUCUGUCUCAUCCCACCACUGGAGCUGGCCAACAUCGUCUUCCUCACCACCAGCAGCACCUGGUACGUCCUGCGCUUCUUCUAUGGCAUCAAGGACUCCUCGCCGCUCUUCCUCUCCUGCAUCUGCCUGGACCGGUACAUGGCCGUGGUCCACCCCAUCACCUUCACCGAGCUGAAGGACCGCAAGCACAGGACGGUCCUGGCCAUAGUGGUCUGGCUUAUCACCCUGGCCUAUGCUGCCGCUAAAUGCGUGGGCAACAUUGUCAACUUCGAGAAGGUCUUCACGGCGAUGAUCCUGGCAGCGUUCGCCUUCAUGGUCUUCUGCAACAUUGUGAUCCUCUGGGCGCUGCGGCAGUCUGGGCCCGGCAGAGACGAGAUGCACCCCGUGAAGAAGAGAGCCUUCAAAAUGGUCCUCAUCAUCCUGGCCAUCAUAGUGUUCAAUUACUUCCCGCCUGUCGCACUGUUCCCCUUCCAGGACUACUUCUCUCCUGAUGUGUUUCGUUGCUAUAUUCACUAUGUCGCCUUUGGCUUGAUGGACUUCAGCAGUACCAUUCAGCCUAUGCUCUACCUAUCCAAAGAAAAGCUGCUGUGGAGCCUCAACUGUUGUCAGACCAGUACGACUCAUAUCCAAUAGGGACACGUGCAAGUUCCCUAUGUUUUUGUAUGUUGCAAAAGUUGUCAUAUGAAUGUACUGAUGUAGUGAAAUACAAGAGAAUAGGUUUUGUUCUUGUGUUGAACAAAAGAUGUACUGUGCAGUGGUUCCUAGGGUCUGGGUCACCCAAAGGGAGACUCCAAAGACUACAGUUCUUGUCUGUUAUAAUAACUCUACCUUGGUUGUUAAAAUACAGCCCAACUUCAUCCACAGCAGUACACAGAUAAAGCGUAUGGAUUUCUAAAAAACCUGUGCAGAAAUCACAAAUCACAAAAAGGCAUAUUUUCCCAGUUAACCCUGGUAGUAUGUCUGGGUUGUAUUUGUCCAUGUUUUGAGAUACUAGAGAUGAUCAGUCAAUUAGUUGACUGUUGAAGUGAUUUUUCAAGCAUGAAAUGCCAAAUAUUAGCCUGUUCCAGCUUCUUAUUUUCAGACAAUUAAUUAAUGAUCGACAAGUUAAUCAAUAAUGAACAUAAUUGUUAGUUGCCCUAAGACCAACCAAAUCUCUUCUACCCAAAUAUAAUAAGGUGAGAUUUUUUGCUGCUUAAAAUAUUCAAAAAGGACAUGUCUUUCCAGAAAUAAUUUACAUAAUUGCAUUUCCAUAAUUUGGAUAAUGUAGACCUUGUCUUGUCCUUGUCUUUUUCUAAUGAAGAUAGUUAUAAUGGUUAGACAGGACACAUUUUGCCAUUAAGUGUCCUCUGUGUGAAAAUAAACCUCUGCAGCCACACCAAUGUGAAAUAAGCAGAUAAUUUUCUUUUCUUCAUGCUUCAAAGACUGGGACCACUGCAUUAUGCAAAGGCACUUGUGUAUGUACUGUGUUGUUAUCUGCUUUUCUCAGUUGCACCAAAUGCGUAAAAAAAAAAAAAAACCUUCACAGAAUGUUUUUAUACUUUUAGCGAAUGUAAUAAGAAUUUUCCUACACACUGUCUGUAAAGGGUAAAUAAGACAUUAAAAUGCUUUGGUUAAUGUUUCUCUUUAAUUUAGACACAAAUCACACAAAAUUGAAUCACAAUAAAUUCCUAGUAGCAAACACUCAGUUUAAUAUACAUUGCUAUGCAGGUAUAUCAACCAGUCGCCACAAUAAACAGUAGCCCUAUGAUCAUAAACAUGA
Molecule: messenger RNA, 2927 nt
Organism: Lates calcarifer (barramundi perch)
Lineage: Eukaryota; Metazoa; Chordata; Actinopteri; Centropomidae
Gene: hcar2
Product: uracil nucleotide/cysteinyl leukotriene receptor
Exons: 2
Coding region: 911-1801 (296 amino acids)
Biological process (GO): positive regulation of Rho protein signal transduction; phospholipase C-activating G protein-coupled receptor signaling pathway
Cellular component (GO): membrane
Molecular function (GO): G protein-coupled receptor activity
Source: RefSeq, a predicted model, not a curated record